Molecule: messenger RNA, 1230 nt
Organism: Habropoda laboriosa
Lineage: Eukaryota; Metazoa; Arthropoda; Insecta; Hymenoptera; Apidae
Gene: PMP34
Product: peroxisomal membrane protein PMP34
Exons: 9
Coding region: 216-1139 (307 amino acids)
Cellular component (GO): peroxisomal membrane
Molecular function (GO): coenzyme A transmembrane transporter activity; NAD transmembrane transporter activity; FAD transmembrane transporter activity
Source: RefSeq, a predicted model, not a curated record
CAGGUGUAAUUUCUGUACAAGUCUUUCGUAGAUGUUAGACAGUUCUACGAACACGCAAGGUGCUUGCAUUACACUUGGAAAAACUGUUAGGACACUUCAGCAGUUCUCAGUUUUGUGUCGAAAUUCAUGUUUAAACAUGCAUUUGUAAGAUAAAUAUUGACCUUAUCGCGCAAUGGAAUUAAGUAAGGACGGAUAAAUUAUAAUAAAUUGAAAAAAUGGGUGACGGAGCAGACAGCAAAGGCAUUUUCAAUUAUGAAACACUGGUACACGCGCUAUCCGGCGCUGCCGGUAGCGUCGUUGCCAUGGCAACGUUCUUUCCUUUAGAUACGGUGCGAAGCCGAUUACAACUGGAGGAAACCCGAGAAUCGAAAAAUACUCUUGCAACGAUCCGUGACCUCAUCGCAAAGGAAGGACCAUGCACCUUGUACAGAGGAAUAGUACCCGUUCUUCAAAGUCUGUGUGCCAGCAACUUUGUUUACUUCUACACAUUCCACGGUUUGAAGACGCUUAGGAAAAAACCAAAUCAAACAGCUAAAAAUGAUCUAUUGGUUGCAUCGAUCGCAGGCAUAAUUAAUGUCUUAACAACAACACCAUUAUGGGUUGUGAAUACUAGAUUGAAGAUGAGAGGCGUCGGUCACUCUCAGGAAAGAAAUAACAACGAGUACAAUACAUUAUACGGUGGCCUUGUGCAUAUAGGUAAAUACGAAGGUCUGGGAAAACUUUGGGCAGGUACUCUGCCAAGUUUGAUGCUGGUUAUAAAUCCAGCUAUCCAAUUUAUGACUUACGAGGCUAUUAAAAGGAAAGUUAUCGCAUCCCUGAAUGGCUCACAACCGCCAGCAUGGAUUUUCUUUGCUAUAGGUGCCGCAGCCAAGACGAUAGCCACUGCUCUAACGUAUCCAUUGCAGUUGGUUCAAACCAAACUGAGACAUGGCCAUAAGUACGCGAAUCUUCCACCGAAUGCUGGUGCCUUACAAAUUCUAUUUUAUAUAUUAAAGACACAAGGAGCAGCGGGACUAUACAAGGGAAUGGAAGCCAAGCUAUUGCAAACCGUUUUGACGGCGGCAUUAAUGUUUUUAGCGUACGAGAAGAUUGUACGAUUCGUUUUCCGUAUUCUUUUACAUAGACCGGUGUUAAGAUAAUAUCCAUAUUCUAAACAGUAUUAGUCUGCGUUGUUAAUAUUGUUCUUUUUAUAAAAUUCUGUAUAUGUAUAUAUAAAAACGUAUAAUUUGU